Molecule: messenger RNA, 5100 nt
Organism: Misgurnus anguillicaudatus (oriental weatherfish)
Lineage: Eukaryota; Metazoa; Chordata; Actinopteri; Cypriniformes; Cobitidae
Source: RefSeq, a predicted model, not a curated record
UUUGUGGAGUGGACUUCAAAAGGGAUUCAAUGGCUAAUGAGGUCCAGGUUCUUCCUCUCCCUGACAGAGAGAGUUUAAUCCGGUUAGCUGUGCUUUCUCAUGAAUAAUCCCUCCACUUACCCACCUGUCUGUCCGUCCUUGAGCCCUGCAGCCGCUCUCUGGCAUGACUGUCUUCUGCUGAAUGCUACAGCAUGUUUAGCUGGGUGGUAAAAGUUGUUCCCCAGCCGCCAGCACCUCCGGGGAAACUGGGAGAUGAGGCAAAUCCGAGCGCAACAGACACAGAUGUAGGCAAAAAACAGCAAGUUAAAGAACCUGACCUAGCCAAGCCCACGGAGGAGGUCUCAGAGGAGAACAGCGCUCAGAGUGGAGUUUUAAGUUGGCUUUCUCAUGGGUUCAGCACUGCCCUCCCUCAGCCUGUAAACACCUCUAAACUGGUUAACACUGAAGCUAAGCAAGAGGACAAUGCAGCGAGCAGCAGUAACCCAUCAGAAGACACGACUGGGAUGAUCGGCUGGAUUGUGCAGGGACUGGGAAAAGUGGUUCCACAGCCAGAUGAAAAAUACAAGGGCCACACGGAGCCAGAGGUGAUUACUGAGACUGCAGCUGCUCCAGCAGUUAAAGUGGAUCCACCUGUGUAUGAGGUGAAAGACCUGCAUGAUGCUGAGCCCCUUCCUCAUAUUCCUGUGGUGGAAAUAGUGUCUGAUGAGGAGCCAGACACAGCAAACACAUCCUUUUCUCCCGGUGUGAUAGAAUGGAUCAAACAGGGUUUGGAGAAGGUAGUUCCUCAGUCUCCGGUUCACCUUCAGGCUCCCUCCAGUUCAGACGCUAAGGUCCUGAAGGCUGCUUCUGCUCCUGUGACACCCUGCAGACAAGCGCCGACACCUGCUCCUGUAUCCACGCCAGCACCUGCGCCUGCACCUGCAACUCUUGAACCACCCAAAGUAGUUGAAGACUCUAAAAGCGUGAGCAAAGAAAAGGAAAUCAAUAUGGUUGGCUGGAUUGUACAGGGAAUUGGACGCAUGAUGCCACAGCCGGUACUGCCACCAAAAGAGGAGAGCUCUGAUGUUGUUCAAAAUAUAUGUAUCCUUCAGGACACUUUUGAUAUGAUGCUGGAGGAGGUGGACUCAGACUGGGAGACUCAGCAGAAGGAGCAAAGUUCUGGACAGGACGUCCAGGCUGAGGAGCAGGCGCAUCAGGAGAGCACAGCCCUGCUGCAGGUGUUGCCCAACAUCGUACCACAGGUGCUGGCCAUGCAGCAGCAAGACGAUGCUGAGACCCAGACAGAGCGCUGGACGCCUCUUAUUGAGAGCAUCAGGAAAGAAGCAGAGGAGACUGCUAUUGCAAACUUAGAGGAGAGACUCCAGCAGGAACGUGUGGAGGCAGCUCGUAUGGCAGAGGAUCUGGCCCGACAUGCUGCAGAGUUGGCUGUCAGACAGCUGGAAGAAGAGCACACCAUACAGAUCAUCUCAGAGCCCAAAGAUGAAGAACAAGACAAUGAGGAUCAACUGCCAAAUAUCCAGGAGGAAGAGAUUGAAGAAGACCCAGAGUUACAGCCGUUCCAUGAAGAGAGUGAGGAGGAGAAUGUGGAUAGUAAGAUCACAGAGUGCAAUGUGGACGUCUGUCCGGCAGAGCCCUCACCACAUCAAUCUGAAGCUUCAGAUCAGAUGACCCAAAGUCCACCACCACCCAAACCAUUAAAGACAGAAACAGUGUCUCCACCUGUGACCACACAACCUGAGCGUGUCACAUCUUUACCACUUGACAGGGACAAGGAUCAGGAAACUCUUGAAGAUGGCUGUGGAGAAUCCACUCAUGUAAAUCCAGCGCUAAAAGUGGAGGACAUAGAGGAUGGAGAGAUGAUGGUUCCUGAAAUCAUUGUGGCCCCAGAGUCAGAGUCAAUGACCCUCACUGUUCCCCAACAAAAUCUGACUCCACGCAGCAAAGCUGUGGACUUAGAAAAGAUUCCCCAAUCUGUUGGUGAUGAUGAUGCAAGCCUGAAGGAGGAUGUGACCCAGACUGUUGCCCUCCGUGUGGAUGAAGAACUCGAGCGGCCCAUGUCUGCAGCCAGUCAAAAAAGUAUAGUGGUGAAUGAGCGUCUGCAGGAGCUGGUCAAGCUGUUUAAAGAGCGAGCGGACCGUGCGAAAGACAAACUGAUCGACCCGGAUGAGUCCGAUCACGAGAGCCCAUCAGCAUCUCCAGCCAAAAAGGCAGAUGAAGCCCCACCUCCACCACCUCCUGAGGAAAAGAAAGAUGAAGGUGCAGAAGAGGAGAAAGUAGAGGAGGCGCAAUUCUAUGAGUUUAUGGGUCACAAUUUUAAAGUUCCCCAGUUCAGAAUGCCUCAGAUUCCUGAUUGGCUCAGAGUCAUACUGGAGUACCGCUUCCCAUCCAGCAUUGACCAAUACACAGAUCUGAUCUAUGUCGUUUGGCUUUUCUUUGUGACGUUCGCUUGGAAUUGGAAUGUGUGGCUCAUCCCUGUGCGCUGGGCUUUCCCGUACCAGACACCUGACAACCUCCACUGGUGGCUUUUCAUGGAUUACUUCUGUGACACUAUUUACGUUCUGGACAUCCUGGUGUUUCAGCCCAGACUGCAGUUUGUGAGAGCAGGGGAUGUUGUGUGUGACAAAAAGGACAUGAGAGAGCACUACAUGCAAACUGAACGAUUUAAGAUGGAUGUGAUCAGUCUCUUUCCUCUGGAUUUCCUGUAUGUCUUCACAGGUGUCAAAUCAGUCCUGCGCUUUCCUCGCCUUCUUAAGUACCAUGCAUUCUUUGAGUUUAAUGAUCGUCUGGAAGCUGUGAUGAGCAAAGCUUAUAUUUAUAGGGUGAUCCGUACGAGCGCAUACCUGCUUUAUUCACUGCACUGUAAUGCCUGUAUUUUCUAUUGGGGGUCUGAUUAUGAAGGUUUGGGCUCCACCAAAUGGGUCUAUAAUGGCAAAGGAAACAGUUAUAUACGCUGUUAUUACUUCGCUGUGAAGACAUUGAUCACCAUUGGAGGUUUGCCUGAUCCCACAACCGUCUUUGAAAUCGUCUUCCAGCUUGUCAACUACUUUGUGGGAGUUUUUGCUUUCUCCAUCAUGAUUGGUCAGAUGCGAGAUGUUGUCGGAGCUGCCACAGCUGGUGAGGCGUACUACAGACACUGUGUGGACAGUACUGUAAAAUACAUGUCCUCCUACAAGAUCCCCCGGGAGGUCCAAAACCGUGUGAAGACCUGGUAUGACUACACCUGGAAGUCACAAGGCAUGCUGGAUGAGCAGGAGUUACUCAUGCAGCUGCCUGAUAAGAUGCGUCUAGACAUUGCUGCAGAUGUCAACUACUCCAUAGUCAGUAAAGUUGCACUGUUUCAGGGGUGUGACAGACAGAUGAUAUUUGACAUGCUAAAGAGACUGAAGUCUGUGGUUUAUCUUCCAGAAGACUUUGUCUGUAAAAAGGGUGAGAUUGGCAGAGAGAUGUACAUCAUCAAAGCUGGAGAGGUGCAGGUGGUAGGAGGGCCUGAUGGGAAGACUGUGUUUGUGACUUUAAGAGCUGGCUCUGUGUUUGGGGAAAUCAGUUUGCUUGCGGGUGGUGGUGGAAACAGACGAACAGCUAAUGUGAAAGCCCACGGUUUUGCUAACCUCUUCAUCCUGGAUAAGAAGGACCUUGCGGAGAUCUUAGUGCACUACCCCGAAUCUGAGAAGCUUCUGCGCAAGAAGGCCAAGAAAAUGCUGACCAAAGACAAGAAACCUGCAGAAGAAAAGGUUAAGGAUACGGGCGAGGUCAUCCCUCCACGGCCAGAGACCCCUAAACUCUUCAAAGCUGCCUUGGAGGUUGCCAGAGGACAGACAUUUACCAAGCUGAAGGAGACUUAUAAAGGGGCAUCUCUGGAGCCAUCCACUUCUGCUUAUGGUAGCACUGCCACAGGUCCAAUUCCUCCUCCCUCCCCUAUCCACCGGCGUUCACCGAUUCCUCGUUUUCAUGUGCCAGAUGAAGAUGACAUGGUAUCAGAGACCACAGACAGCACCGUGAUUAUCCGCAUGACUCCACGUGUUGAGGGAGAGGAGAUCCUCUCUGUGGAAGUCAGCCCAGCGGAGACAGUACAGCGGGGAGAGGAAGAGCCGGCCAAAACUGAAGAGAAGUGAGCGUAAGGAAGAGGGCGAGAAAUGGAGGGAAAUGGUAGCAAGCCUGAGGCCCAUUUAUGCAACCCUCAUGUUCUUAUUUUCUAUCUGCCCCAAGUUUUUCACCAUUUGGGCCACAUGUGAACCUUUGGGGAACAUUUUAGGCAUCCCUAAUGGAGCUUUUCCACUGCGUAGUAUUGAAUGGACAUUCUUUAUUUUGGUUCGGUUUGCUUUUUCACUGCAAGAAGGGGUGGGAUAAUAGACUUAUCGUUACAGUUGCGCCUCUUCUACCUACAUGACUUUACGGUAAACAUGACACAAAUAAAAGCACAACGUGGGAGCAAUAGAGCAUAUCGGGGGUUCCUAGAGGUUCUCCAAAGGUUCUGCCAAUGUGGCAUCUCGGAUACUGGAUUAUUGCUGUUUAAAUAAUAAACAGAGACUGUAGUCCCACUUCAAACACACCACUUAUUUGAGGCAUUGUUGCUAUGUCUAGAUGCUCAAACAAACAACAAUGUUGAAAGCUACACUGAGGAAGUGUUUAGUAUACUGUACAAAUAGUUUAUAGUUGUCUUUGCAUAUUAAAUGGGAUUGUAUAUUACAUUUAAACUGCUUCAUCAAUUGGUAUCCUAAGAUCAGAGUUAGCCUUUGAAACAUGUGCAAUGGAAAGUAACUCUGACUAUAUUCCACAACACAUGCUGAACAAACUCCAAGACUGCUGCGUCAGUGUCCUGUUUUUACUUUAGUGGAAUCCCUCUUUACACAAUCUUAUACACCCACAAGCACUUUUAUUUUGCAGUGCAACUGCAUACCGUACAAUGUCCAUGUGUCCUUGGUCAGGCACAUUUGUUUAUUAGUUGCACUUUAUUAUUGCUGGAGGCGCUUUGGUUUUGCAAUGAAGUGUUACACUUCUUUCUCACAUAAAGAGGAUUUUGAUGGAUUGUUAUAAAACAAGUAGUGUUAUAUGUUUUUCAUAAAUUCGCUUCGGAUAGUGGCACAAAUUUGUUCUGUGAAA